UUCGCCUCUGACGCGAGGCUGCAUUACGUAGAUUUUCGCGGCCUUCAUCAGCAGAUCAGGCUGGAGUCACGUGUGGAAACGGCGCCGAAUCUAGCAUAG
Molecule: messenger RNA, 99 nt
Organism: Trichoderma gamsii
Lineage: Eukaryota; Fungi; Ascomycota; Sordariomycetes; Hypocreales; Hypocreaceae
Exons: 2
Source: RefSeq, a predicted model, not a curated record